Cloeon dipterum is the source of this 2381-nucleotide messenger RNA. RefSeq lists its product as uncharacterized. Bases 330 to 2150 code for a protein of 606 amino acids. The record is from RefSeq and is a predicted model, not a curated record. The transcript has 21 exons. Gene Ontology annotation, molecular function: odorant binding. NCBI's taxonomy places the organism in Eukaryota, Metazoa, Arthropoda, Insecta, Ephemeroptera, Baetidae.
GGAAGUAGCAGUGAAAUUGCAGCAAGCGAAACAACUGCCGCACAACCCGAUUCUCUCGUCCCUGCUGACGUCAAUUCCACUGCCAGAGAGCUAUUGGCACAGACAUCAACCGAUGCCACCAACACACCAUGGACUUUUACGACUGAAAAUUAUUCCCCGUGGAGGGUGGCAGGCAAAAAACCAAAUGCAACUACAACACCGACUCCAAUGAAUUUUCCAACGUGUGCCCCGGUGUGCAACAAAAAUACGACAUUGUUUGGUCUGGAUGGAACUUUGAAGGGUUACAAAUUUUGUUAUUGUUAGAUGCGAGUAUUUAUUUAAUUUCAGACAUGUCAUCAUACGGAAUUUGGGUGGAAAUGUGCGGAAAGCUCUACCUCUUCGGCAGGAGAUUCAUUAACUGGGAGCACAAUGUAGAGCAGUGCUGCCAGCUGGGAAUGACUCCGAUUAAUUUGGAUCUCGAUGCAGAUUUCAAAUGCGUUGCUUCUUUGACGUCUAAUGACGACUACAGGAAUAGAAUCAGCAGAUUUUACUGGACUUAUGGCUUGAGGAGGUCAGAAAAUGCUGACUCGUCUUACUUCUGGUGCAAUACCGGAAACAACAUCACCAAAAAUUGGGCUGGCGGAGAACCGAACUAUAAAGACAAAUCGGAAAACUGCGUGCGAAUGGAGAUGAUCAGAGGAGACAGAACUGUCAGACUCUCUGACGUCAAAUGCUCAUCAAUAAGUGUAUUUGCGUGCCAGGGACCGAAAAUCCCAACACCGUGCACCUCGCCAGUUUGCCCUAAUUAUAUUUGCGAAAAGAAGGCAUCCAUUUAUAAAACACUAGCAGACAAAGCAACAAGAUACAUGAUUAAUCAGCAUCAGCAGGGGAUUUGGAUUAAAAACUUGACGCGUGUCAUCAUGAUAAGCUUUCCGAAUGAUACAAAAACUUAUGUAGACUCGUUUUCUGCGUGUUGCGCCGUCGGAUUGAAGCUGCUCAGCCUGCACCAGGAUUUGAUGUUCUCCUUUUUGGUCGGCGCUUUUAAAAGGGCAGGAAUAUCGGGCGAAAAAUUCUGGACGUCGGCGACUGACGCUGGUUGCAAAUACAACUUUGGCUUUUGUUCCACGAAAAGACUCUUGCGCGAUCAUACCAGGUGGGCGAAAGGACAGCCUGAUCUUUCAGUAGCAAACGGAACUUGUGUUGCCGUAACACCUGAUGGUCUUUUGCAUGACGAACUCUGCACUAAAAAAAUGAGAUACGUUUGCGAUGGAAGAGUUCCAAAAUCGUCACUGUUUGAUUCUGUUGAGAGAGAAUGCGCGCAGGAGUUCAAUUUUACGGAGAGCGAAGUGAAGAUUUUUUUGAAUUCAACGCCGACUGAUUUAAGAGCUAAAUGUUUCUUAAAAUGCUAUGGCGAGGGAACAGGACUGUUUGAAGACGGAAAUUUAGCAGAGGACAAAAUUUUCGCCAAUUUUCAGAGAAUGACGCUGGACAACAUAGCGCAAUUAAUGGAUAUGUCCAAUACCAUGGAUUUCUGCUCCAAAUCAGCGAAGGGCAUGGAUCCUUGCGAUAAGUCCUCCAGUCUUCUCAGUUGCGGUCAAGAAAACUCGCCAGAUUCGUUUGGGGAAUUCGUGGACACAGUCGAACUAUCUAUAACGGAGUCGCCUCUCAUUCUGACACCAGAAGAGGGAGUCUGUCCUGAAUAUGACUGCGCCGUUCAGGCUGGGUCCAGAGCCACUGUUUUGAAUGCCAAGAAUUUCACGAAAACAACACUCUCCGGAACUUUUGCUUUCCAAAUGACCAAAGUUUGCAACAAGAAAUUCGCGGCAUUCGAAACUGGUUUGCCGCGAUUCAUGAGAGAUAAUCAUGCAAUGUGCUGUCAAUACGGAAUGCGACUGGCGACAGUUGACACAAAGGAAAAGUACGACUGCAUGAUUCGGGGUCAAAUCACUUCAAAACUCAGCGCUGGAAAAUUUUACGCCGUAGCUGCAUCGCGUUUGGGCAAGCUGGACCGGCCCUCUUGGUGCUUCUCGAACGCCGAAUUCGACUUCACUCUCGGAGCGAACUCUUUUACCACUAACACGGCUGAAACUAACUAUGCCAUAACUUUUAGCUUUGAGAGACCUGAAAUGCAGGCUGUGGAAAGAGUCUCUAAUUUCUUGUGUGAAAUAUGAAUGCAUAAAAGUUUUAUAAUUUUUGGGUUUUCACAUUUGGGGAAGUUCAUAUUUCUGUUAUGUUAAAUGAUUUGCAUGCUGCAUAAAUUUAAAGUUUUGUUUUAUCAUUGAAUAUCACGUGUUUGCCUCUAUAUGAAGCGGUGUUACGGGUUCACUUACAAAUAAAUUUCAUUCGUGUAUAUAGAAUGAAGAUUUUUAAAGUUUUGAGCAGAAUUAUUAAUGUAGUUUUUG